AUGUCAGACGAAGAAUCGGCCACGGCCAGCAAAGUUGAUAUGCAAGCUAAAGCGCUAAGCGACCCCACCAAGAAGAGAAAGGCCGAGGAUGAAAUUGAAAUCGACUUGACUCAACCAGUGCCCCUCUCAAAGAAGCAGAAACGUCUGCUGAGACGCGGUAAGAUCACCCUCGAACAGCUCAGCGAGAAGUUCAACAUCGAUCAAAAGUCCAUCGAGGAGUACAAGAACGAGCAAAAGGAAACAGCAGAGAACGACGAUGCCGAACCAGCUGCCGAGGAGGAGCCAAAGCCUGCGCCCCGCAAAGAGAAGAAGUUCGGCGUCUGGAUCGGUAACAUGGCUUUCGACACCACGCAGGAGGAGCUUCGCCGCUUUGUUGUUUCCAAGACCGCUGGCAUGGAGGCAGGCGAGGUCACAGACGCUGACAUCGUGCGUGUGAAUAUGCCGCUGGCCAAGAACGACGGCAAACAGAUCAAAAACAAGGGCUUUGCGUACGUGGACUUUGCGACUAGUGCGCAGAUGGAUGCAGUAAUCGGCCUCAGCGAAGCACAGCUCAACGGACGCAACUUGCUGAUCAAGAACGCCAAGAGCUACGACGGCCGCCCGGCGAAGAACGACCUCAUCUCGAUGUCCAAAAACCCUCCUUCUCGCAUUUUGUUUGUCGGCAACCUCUCCUUCGACACCACCGAUGAGCUGCUGAAAAAGCAUUUCCAGCACUGCGGCGAGAUCGUCAAAAUCCGCAUGGCCACCUUCCAGGACUCCGGCAAGUGCAAGGGUUUCGCCUUCGUUGACUUCCGCGACGAGGCCGGUGCCACCGCCGCCCUCACAGACCGCUCCUGUCGCGCCAUAGCAGGUCGCCCGCUCCGGAUGGAGUACGGCGAGGACCGCAGCAAGCGCCACGUCCGCAGCCGCCCGGCGCCCUCGCUCGUCGACGCCGAGCCUCAUGCGCCUGCCCCCGCUGACCCAGCACCCGCGCCCGCGCCCGCGCCUGCCCCUAGGGCGCCCCGGCCCCGCAAGCCCACGCGCAAUGACCACCACAGCCGCCCUAAGAGCAGCGUCGCCCUCGCCUCCGCCCAGCGCGCCUCAGCCGCCAUCGUUCCCUCUCAGGGUAAGAAGGUCAAGUUUGAUUAG
This is a messenger RNA of Eremothecium gossypii ATCC 10895, 1128 nucleotides long. It is a transcript of the gene NOP13, whose product is annotated as Nop13p. The transcript has a single exon. The record is from RefSeq and is marked provisional. The coding region runs from base 1 to 1128 and encodes 375 amino acids. NCBI's taxonomy places the organism in Eukaryota, Fungi, Ascomycota, Saccharomycetes, Saccharomycetales, Saccharomycetaceae. Gene Ontology annotation, molecular function: RNA binding.